AUGAAUCUGAUAAUCCAGUUAUACACAUUGUUCGUCCUUAUUUUUACGCUAUCACAAGCGCUCGAGAGACGCAGUGUGUUCUAUGUCAAGCAUAAUUCUACCGAGAAAACGCAGAAAUCGAUUUCAUCAAGCGAUGAAAAACCCACCCUCUGGCUCAAGGAUCACGAUGCGCCCCGGAUACGACCGCAUUUCAGCUUAACCAAAACGUCCAACUUCUUGUUUGACCUCAACCGGUAUCGGUGCAACGGCCCGAUAAACGCCGACUGCAUUAACCGGACGGUGUUGUUUAGAACAAAAAUUAUUGGAGAACUCCGAAAGCGAUUAAAGGAACCAUUUACGGAUGGUAAUCACUACCAAGUACGCUACGGAAGGCCGCUAGAACCGGUGCCCAGUCCUGUCUGUCGGAUGGUACGAGCAAACGUGCGAGUUCUCUCCUGGAAGGAACCACCCUUUACGUGGAAUGAAAUCGGUAGCUACAUGCCGACGACACCAGUGUUCGGUGGCAUCACGAAUGGGAGCUGCGUCAUCGUUGCUAGUGCGGGUUCGCUGAAGCGAUCUCAGCUGGGUUCGUUCAUCGACGAGCACGACAUCGUGAUGCGGUUUAAUCAUGCCCCUACGGAGGGGUUCGAAGUGGACGUCGGCUCGAAGACUACCAUCCGUGUGGUGAACUCGCAGGUCGUUACAAAGCCCGAAUAUCGGCUGCUGACAGCACCACUGUUCCGAAAUGUCACGAUCGCCGCCUGGGACCCGGGAAAGUACGAACAAUCCCUUUCCGAAUGGCUUGCCACUCCGGACUUCAAUUUGUUCGAAAACUUUAAAAAGUUCCGCAGUAAUCAUCCACAUUCAAACUUCCACAUCAUAGACCCGCGCAGCAUUUGGAGAGCAUGGACAGCGCUCCAAGACUUAACACAAACACCAAUUCGGAAAAAUCCUCCAACGUCGGGAUUUAUAGGAUUGGGACUUUUAAUGCCCGUGUGCCGAUACAUAGACGUCGUGGAGUAUAUCCCGAGCACUCGCAUGAACGGACUGUGCCAUUACUACGAUGACGAACUAAACCUCGGAUGUACGUUCGGUGCGUGGCAUCCACUAGCGGCGGAGAAGCUUCUCGUCUUCCAAAUGAACUCGGCCGAUGACUACAGUGUCUUCCAGCAGGGUACCGUUCGCAUUCGCACCGAUCAGCUAGACCGCUGCUAGAGAGCGACGACUUCCGGCACCUGUCCGAGUCGCUCGUCGAUGAAUAAGGUGCAAUGGAAUGCUCCACCCAAACACCCGCUGGGCACGAGACGUAACGCAGCUCCAGCUAAAUGUCGUCGCUGGCGUGAAACAAUUAACAACGGCACGAAUUAAUUAAGCAAUUCAAAUCGACAGCUGAGGUCAGGACGGCGCGUGCCCGUCUGCAGCCGUCGCCCAACGCCCGGCAUUAGACAUUCCAUCCGACGGGUGUAUCUGCCUUCCAUGUCCGUCGUCCGCAAAGGAUGUGCAUCAAGAUUAGAAAUAAAGAAGCCGAGAGGG
Anopheles moucheti is the source of this 1512-nucleotide messenger RNA. RefSeq names its product beta-galactoside alpha-2,6-sialyltransferase 2 (gene SiaT). The transcript is spliced from 5 exons. The record is from RefSeq and is a predicted model, not a curated record. The coding region runs from base 1 to 1194 and encodes 397 amino acids. NCBI's taxonomy places the organism in Eukaryota, Metazoa, Arthropoda, Insecta, Diptera, Culicidae. Gene Ontology annotation, molecular function: sialyltransferase activity.